AUGGACGUCGCUCUCGAAAUUCUGGACCCUUUGGUCUUCGACAAGGCGUAUGCCUACUUUGUCCCGGCUCUCACAGCGUCCGCCAACGCGACUGGAUAUUCCAAUCUCGAGCUUCCGACCUCUCCGCUAGCAUAUGGGUCGGCUUGGGCGCGAGAUGACAUUCUUCGCCAAUGCAUCUCCAUCCUCAUAGUUACGCAGGUCGGCGCCACCUCCCUGUACUGGGUUUUCAGCGCCUUUUCCUACUUCUGGGUUUUUGACCGUCGCCUCGAAUACCACCCGCGUUUCCUCAAGAAUCAAGUGCGACAGGAGAUGAUCUCAUCAAUGAAGGCCGUCCCAUGGAUCAACAUCAUGACGCUUCCCUUCUUCCUUGCCGAGGUUCGCGGGAAGAGUCUGCUGUAUACAAACGUCGACGAUUACGGCUGGUCUUGGAUGGUGGCCUCAACCGUCAUUUUUAUGAUCUGGAACGACAUUCUAAUCUACUGGAUUCAUCGCCUCGAACAUCAUCCCAGCAUCUACAAAUACGUACACAAGCCUCACCACAAAUGGAUUGUCCCGACUCCUUGGGCCGCCUUGGCUUUCCACCCCGUUGAUGGUUAUGUCCAGUCUCUCCCUUAUCACAUCUUCGUUUUCAUCUGCCCCGUGCAAAAAUAUCUCUACUUCAUCUUGUUCGCACUUGUUCAGAUCUGGACCAUCUUCAUCCACGACGGCGACAUGAUCACCGGCCACUGGCUAGAAAAGUACAUCAAUAGCCCCGCCCACCACACCCUUCACCACAUGUAUUUUACCGUCAACUACGGCCAAUACUUCACGUGGGCCGACAGCUUUUUCGACUCGCACCGCGCUCCUGCCCCGAGCUUGAUCCCUCCACGAAGCUUUGAGGGUCAUGAAGGAGAAGGGCCUGGUGGACGAGAACGGCAACCCAAUCAAUCAGAAGCCAAAGGCGGAGUAGUUUGCCAGAUGGGAAGAGUCGAUCCGAUCCGGGGAUGGGGAAAGAUGAUGCACAGGAUCAAACUAGCCUGUCCCGUCACCGUCACCAAGGAGGAUCCAGAGCUCAAGGCAACGCUAAUUGUGGGCCAAGCUCGAAACCCCGCCGGUAUCCACGUCGUGAACCAAGCUAUGGGGCCUUGCAUCACCCUUGGCGGCGAGAAUGGCGUACAGGUGGGCCGCUUGGUGACUCCCCGCGACAACAAGGUUCUUGAGCAAGGGCGGUUCACCACGCUCGGUCUCGCGGGGUGCUGGUGCUAUUUGGUCGUCUACGCCGCAAACGGAUAUAUCUUCCCCAGCUUCAAGGACCUCGAGGGCAGGGUGAAUCUGGGGAAGCCAGCUUUGGAUUGGACACUUUGCGUCGAGCGGCGGCUCCCCGGCCGUGGUCUUGGGAAAAGCGCCCGUUCAGCAAGGUGA
Messenger RNA from Parascedosporium putredinis, 1401 nucleotides. The record is from the annotation of a GenBank genome assembly. NCBI's taxonomy places the organism in Eukaryota, Fungi, Ascomycota, Sordariomycetes, Microascales, Microascaceae.